This is a messenger RNA of Venturia canescens, 1126 nucleotides long. RefSeq lists its product as uncharacterized. Gene Ontology annotation, cellular component: site of double-strand break. Bases 108 to 1112 code for a protein of 334 amino acids. The record is from RefSeq and is a predicted model, not a curated record. Gene Ontology annotation, biological process: reciprocal meiotic recombination. The transcript is spliced from 5 exons. NCBI's taxonomy places the organism in Eukaryota, Metazoa, Arthropoda, Insecta, Hymenoptera, Ichneumonidae.
GAGUCAUUACCGCGUGAUGACGCUUCUUAUAGACGAUAACUGCGCAAUCUGACGAAACUGACGAAACUUUAUUUGAGGAUGUUCAUGUUUGAAAUCAGGAAACAUUGAUGCGUGACACAAAGUAUCGUCAACAAAAAGGUUGCACAGAAGCACUCAUGCAAGGACGUAAAAGUAGUAGGAAAACAAAAAUGGAUUUCGUGAGCAGUAAAGACUGUGGCUUCGUUUUUCCAGGAUCGGAAGAUCAAUUGCUAUCCGAUUGGUUGAAAUGUAUUCAUCAAACAAAUCGUGAAUACGAGCGAAUAAUCGAGGAUGGCGUACAGUUUUGGAUCCCAUUUAUGGCCAUUCCUCCGCCAGUUGUCAAAGAGCUUUUCAAGGUGAGCGAGUCGUGCGAUUUCACCCCAAACACGCGGUAUAUCGCGUUAUAUCUCUAUGACAAAUUCAUAUGUAACACUUUUUGGGAGGCUUACACGAGCGAAAAUGGAGAUGAUAAAGGGACUACGAACUCUUGGGAACAAACGUGCAAAAGAAUUUCCAGUCAAGCAAAACUUCGUCUAAUGUCAUGUUUACAAAUAGCGAGUAAAAUGGACACGCAUUCUGCAGGCUUAAGGAUAACACAGGUUAUAUCGAUUCUUCGAGAAAUCGACAACAAACAAGAAUACACGCCAAACACAAUUCUUGCGUCCGAGUUCAAAGUGUUCAAAACCGUUGGUUUCAAGAUACCGUUUUGUACGCCCUUGGAUUGUGCUGGAAUUCUAAUUAAGGCGUUGGGACUCGAAAAAAUUCCACAAAUAAUUGAUAUUGUCGUGCACUUAUUGGAUCUCUCUUUUCUUGAGCACAACCAGCUGUACACAAAUCUUCGGUUAAAAACAAACGGACGCCGUGCCCGAACAGAGAAAGAGAAAAAAGAUUUCAUGGCAAUGGAAAUAAAUUCCUUGUAUUUGGGAGCUUCGGUUGUUUUAUGUACUUCGCUCGUUUACUGUUGGGCGCCAAAAAACUCGCAGAAGCUCGCGGCAAAACUCGCCGAUUUAGUCACCAUCGACAAAUACGAUCUUAGGUUAAUGGCUGACGUAUUAUUCGCCAUGGCCGUUCAAGUCGAAAAUGGAAAACAUUGACUGGCACAUCGAAA